AUGCAAAAUUCUGAAAAUGUGAUUUCUAUAUUAAACACUAUUAAAAUCUCGGUAAGCAAUAAAAUCAAAGAAAUACAGGAGGAAAAGAUAAACGAAAUAUUUUCCCAGAAUGCAUCACAAGUAAAUAAAGAAUGGGAUUCCAUAAUUAACAGUUUUUCUGUUAAAAAAGACGAAAAACAAGAUCAACUUGAAAAGACGUUGAAUGAAAUGACAAGAUUCCUAACUGAACAGGUUAUAUCCAAUCCGCCGUUAAAUAAUAUUGGAAUACUGAAAAAAUCCGAAAUCUUCAUUAGCCUUUUUGAAAGCCAGAAUGUUUCUCACCUUUUUUCAUCGGUCAUUGCUAUGAAUGCGACAACCAAAAUUGGAGAAAGCCUUUUUGAGUUAUCUGAGAGAAAGCCCCUUGAAUUAGGAAUCAACAGCUCAAUACAUAGUGUGACGAAUUUUAUCGGAACUAUAUUAAAUCAAAUUAUACCGGAUGAUCCUUUACCAUCCGAAGCCAUGACAAUGGACAAGAUGCGGAAAAAGACAGAGCAGAAAUAUCCAAACCCUGACUCAUCUAUAAGUAUUGAAGAGAGAGCUUUUCUAGAUUUAAAGGAAUAUCAGCAGGAAAUGCUACAGCAAAAGAAACAACUCCCCAUUUCCAGAUCAGCUAUACCGGAGAUUAUGAAAACAAUAAAUCGAAUAGACGACGCCAUGUCUUCACUGGCUGUUAAGGACGGAUUACCAGUUAUUCAAAUUUCAAAACAGCUGAAGAUUGGGAAGUGGAAAGUAUCCCCAAAACCGUCAUCUCAAAUGUUCCAGUUGCCGAGUAAUGAAAGUGUACAAGUGGAUACCAUUCAAAGCAUGGGCAUCAGUUUAGUCGCUUUCAAGAAAAACCCUUUCGCGUAUGCGGCUGGAUCUGACAAUCUGAAAGACGUUAUUUCUUUUAAUCAAAAAUCGGGAUCGAAUAAAAUGCAAGAACGCACAUAUGGCACUGUAACAAUUGGUUUCAGUCAGAAGAACAUUACAUGGAAGUGGACUCAGCCAAUGAGCAAUAAUUCCAAAAUGAUUUUUCAUAUUUUUAAUUAUAGAUCGAAGGCUGAAAAGGCGUGUGUGAAGGUGAUGCCAACUGACAGGUAUCUUGGAUAUAUUGUAUACAUGAGAAGCCAUGUCUAUCCAACUAUAAAAGAUUUCAAUUACCGGACUGUUGUAGAACCAAGCAAUUUAACAGACGGUGUGUAUACGAUUUGUUUUCCUGAUAACGCCAUCUUAAAAACUGGAAAAAUUUACGUGGGCCUGCAACCAUUCGCAAUUAUGGGACAUCAGCGACAUAAGAGAUCAAUAGACAACCGAACUGAAAUGAUUAAUACAACUUACUCAUUCGGUUCUCUCGUCGCCGGUUGUUCGGUCUUGGAUGACAAGAAUAACAAAUGGACUUCAAAUAAUUGCAAAGUAACUAACGGAAUUUCAUCCCCUUCUUCCCAUUCACUCAGUUCUUCUUCCUCCCUAAGGUUAGGCUCAAUCCCUGCUUCCUCGGAAUGUCCCGCUGGGGUCAGACUUACCUCCCUCAGUCUUCGAAGGCAACACAUUACAGGUGAAGUCUGGCCCUUCCUUCAGCAAACGGUAUACCCGUGCCUUUCUCCUUCCCGUAUGUUCUCUUCCUUCCUCUCGCUUUCUCGACAGCCGAGGCGUGGGAGUCGGGGCCCUCCUGCGUGGGAUAAAGCUCGGAUGAUUCUCUUUUCUCGGACUAGCAACCCAUUCCUCCCCUCUAUUCGAGUUAGGGUUGUUUCGUUCGAUGUGGUCCAUCUUUCUCCUGCGAGGACAGGGGGCAUCAGUGUAUUAACUCGCUUUAUCCCCAUUUACGGUCUCCCUCUGCCGUACACCACCGAGCCUUGUGCCCGAACUCGCCAAAAGUCGUGCAGUUCGGCUCCAAAGACCUUGGGUCGCCUCCAUAGUUUGUCGGGCAGUCACAGGCCCGAUACCCACCAUACUUGCAAGACCAGCACAUCAGCCCAUAUCGGCCCGGUGUGGGCUUGUGAAACCCAUAACGCAGAUCCCAGACUCUCCUACUGGGAACUGCUUCAGCCUUCCAGUCCUCUUCCGCCUCUUCUUUCGGGUCCCAUAUCUAGAUCCGCUCCUUGUCCUUUUUCAUCACUACUUUGCCCCCCCCCCGGGUUCCUACCUACAUCCCCUCUUAUUCUAUCCCAGAGUCGUUCGCUGGUCCGAGCUGCCUCUAUGGCUGCGGCCAGGCUGACCAGUCCUAACUUCAGAACAUCGCCCCUCAGAUCCCUGUCACUCAGCGCGUCCACAUCACACAUCAGCCAACAAGGCCUGAAUAGGACCACUGUCCCGAGUCGCCAACUCCGGAAAAAUCUAAGUUCAAUGAGCGAAAAAAGGAAACUAAAAAGUGACUUACCUGAGGUCCACCGCUCCGUGUUUUGUUUCUUUUUCUUCCUUCUUUUGCUUCCUUCUCUUUUCCUCCUUAUGUCCCUUUUAGACCAAUAUAGUCCGAAAACUAGAGUCCUUUCUGGUCUUACUUGGUCCCGACUGGACAAAACAAAUACAACUUUUCAGACGGCCGUGGUAAUUCCCACGGGUCCAUCCUGCCCAACUCUUGCCUGGGCUAAUUCUCUUCUGUCUCUCUCUCUCUCUUCCGUCUGCCUCUUCCGUCUGCUUCUUCCGUCUGUCUCUUCCGUCUCUGUCUUCAGUCUGCACACUCGCCCGUCUCUCUCUUCCGUCUCAACACUCGCCCGUCUGCGACUCUCUCUCUCUCUCUCUCUCUCUCUCUCUCUCUCUCUGUCGCAUACUUACAGAUUUAUCAUUGCUAAUGAUUCUUACGAUGUUAAUUUUCAUUUCUUUUUUCUUUCUUUCCAGCCAAAAUACAACAAAGAGAAAAAUUCUGUUGAGUGCGAAUGCAAUAAUCCUGUCAGUACAAUCUUCAGCAAUUCUUUCUACGUUCCGCCAAACGUUAUCGACUUCUCUACUGUAUUCAAUAAAUUUGACCUCGUCAACAAUGGAGCAGUUUUUGGUGUAGUCAUCGCUUUCAUCAGCAUAUAUCUUAUUCUGCUUGUAAUUACGAGGCAUUACGAUCGGAAAGAUUUUAUCAGAUGGUCUAUCAUACCAUUGGUUGACAGCGUGGACACAGAUCCAUUUUGGUAUGUAAUAUCCGUUUAUACAGGGCUUCAAUAUGGAUCAGGAACAAAAUCUAGGAUCAGCUUCAAGGUAGCCGGCGAGAAUGUAGACACCAAAGUCCACUCACUGACAGAUGGUCAUCAAAAGGAAUUUAAAACUGGAAGCAUACUUAAAUUUUUCAUGAGCACCAAUGAAUUAUUGGGUGACAUUCAAUACCUGUACAUUUGGCACGAUAACAGCGGAUCUGGUGACAAUGCAUCCUGGUAUUUGAAUAAAAUAGAAAUAACCGAUUUGCAGACUCAUGAAAGUUAUGUAUUCCUUUGCAAUUCUUGGCUUGCUGUAGAAGAGGGAGAUGGAUUAAUCUCGCGAGUUCUCCCUUUAAGCACUGGAAAUGAUCUGCUCUCUUUCAAUAAUAAAUUUUUCGAACACACUCGGCAAAAGAUAACAGACGAACACAUAUGGUUAUCAAUUGUGUUCCGACCAUCAGAAUCUCCUUUUAAUAGGAAGAAACGCCUUUCAACAGCAUUCGCCUUGCUUUUUCUUACGAUGAUAUCGAACGCCAUCCAAGAAUGGGGUAAAGAAAAAUCGGAAGAAUGGUUAACAACUUUUUUCCUUUCUUUCUUUGAGUCUUGUUUCAUUGUGGACCCACUGAAGGUGAUUGUCGUCUCGAUCAUUUUAUCAUUUUUCUCAAAGAAGCUAAUCAAAAAUAAUAUCGCUCAGAAAAAAAUUGAAAAAAUAAACAACCACGGAGAAAUUUUACCACCAUCUUGGAAUCCGCCACUAGGUCAAAACAUUAUCAAGCAAGCGCGUGCGAAGCGACGUGGUGAUUUACGUAUGCGUGAAGCAAUUCAUGACAUAUUUUUGUAUGUUGUCUUCUUGUGGGUGAUCUAUUCUCUCAGUUUGGAUAACAGAGAUCCUCAUGCUUUUGAACAAAGUCAGCAGCUCGAUAAACUCUUUUAUGUAACGAAAGAGUUUAAACAGGUUCACACAAAUCGCCAGCUUUUAAAAUGGAUAAACACAACAUUUUUUUCGAACUUUUUCCCACAAACAAAUUACAAAGGAACAACACUCCAACCUUUAAGAAAGCUCUUUAUUUCAGACCAGACGAAUUUUAGAAUGGGCCCAGCCAGAUUCCGACUACUACGAAUGAGAAGCGAAACUUGCAAAAUCCCAUACAUCGGAACGGUCAAGUGCUUCGACAAUUACAACAUUCUCACUGAAGAUACGGAUGGCUACUGUAUAAAAUGGAAGCCACCGCCAUGCCCUUCAGAUCAAGAACUUACACAUCUCACUUUUCCGGCAUGGAAUUUUACUUCUGCCACAAAAAUCUGGGGAAUACCCAUCAUGGGAACAUUUAGCCUUUACGGGGGUGGUGGUUAUAUCUUAAACUUGGAAAUCAACCUACCGAUAUCUAUAAAAAUGAUGGAAGAAAUUACCAAGAACCUGUGGAUUGAUCGAAAGUCAAGGGCUCUAUUUAUUGAGUUUACCUUAUACAAUGCGAACGUCAACUUGUUUACUUAUGUCGUCCUUUUAGCUGAAAUUCCAAAUAUUGGUGAAAUCCUCCCUUAUACAUUCUUUUACUCUUUCAAAGCGUUAGCUGAUGAAAAUGAUGGAAUGAUAUUUAUCUACCAGUUGCUCUUCUUGGCGUUCAUUUUAAUGAUACUAAUUCGUUCAUUCCUACGCAUGUUCCAUAUGAAAUGGGCCUUUUUUAGCGAAAUUUGGUACGUCUUGGACUUUCUGUCAUCAUUAAGCUGUGGCGCAGCCACUGGGAUGUACAUAAUGCGAAGUCUGAUGAUGCCAAAGUACAUCAGAAAGACCCUUUUUCCGGAACGAGAAAGUGUAUUUGCAAAAACAGGCCCUGAAUUCUGUGACGUACAAAUCGAACCCGAAACCAAAAACGAUCUUCCUAAGAAAGGGGAAACUGAUACGACAGUAGACCUGAAAAAUUUGAAUCUGUCUUCAUUUGAUAUGAUGUACCAUUUGAUCAACAAAAAUCAUGAGGACUGCUUCAAGGAUAUCUAUGCUGAUAAUGACAGACCGAAGAUGAAAUUCUGA
Messenger RNA from Acanthosepion pharaonis, 5166 nucleotides. NCBI's taxonomy places the organism in Eukaryota, Metazoa, Mollusca, Cephalopoda, Sepiida, Sepiidae. The record is from the annotation of a GenBank genome assembly.